UUGAAGCAAAACAAAGCGAAAAAUGUACAAAUUCCUCACGUUAUCUUCGGUGCUGCUGAGUGUAGCGGUUGCCCAAUUUCCAACGGGACGCGUUUUGGAGCCUCCUGUGCCUUCGUUGUGUGCCCAACGCGUCAUUCACGAACGAGCUCCUGAUGGAAAAGGAUAUUUCUUCAGUUGGCGCGACCCGAAUUUGAAGGGCGUCGAAGAAGAUUGGCUCUCGGCACGAAAUUAUUGCCGCCAACGCUGUAUGGACACAGUUUCGACGGAGACAAGUCCCGAAAACGAGUGGAUUAAGCAGAAGUUGGUCGACGAAAAGGUGAAAUACAUCUGGACCAGUGGGCGUUUGUGUGACUUCAAAGGUUGCGAUCGCCCCGAUUUGUUGCCAAAUAACAUCAACGGAUGGUUCUGGACUGCCGAAUUACAAAAACUCGCCCCUACCACGGAUCGUCGUCAAGGAGAUUGGUCCGAAAAUGGCGGAAUUGGCAGACCUCAACCCGAUAAUCGUGAAUUGCAACAAGGAGGCGCUCCGGAAAAUUGUCUCGCGAUCCUCAAUAACUUCUAUAACGACGGCGUUCAUUGGCAUGAUGUUGCUUGUCAUCACAAGAAACCAUGGGUCUGUGAAGAAAAUGAUGCGCUAUUGAAGUACGUGCGUUACACAAACCCGAAUCUAAGGGUCUAAUUACGAGGCGCGAGCGAUGAAUUGAAAUAAUAGUAAUAAAAAUAAAAAACAAAAUGUCAUUAGCCAAAGUUAAGUAUUACAAAGGUGUGUCGUCUUUGCUCCAGUUUUGCCUAAAAUAGAGUUUUUGAAUAAAUUAACGCGCAUUUUUGAUGCAAUCGUGUAUCGUCG
Molecule: messenger RNA, 847 nt
Organism: Culicoides brevitarsis
Lineage: Eukaryota; Metazoa; Arthropoda; Insecta; Diptera; Ceratopogonidae
Exons: 3
Coding region: 23-679 (218 amino acids)
Source: RefSeq, a predicted model, not a curated record